Leptosia nina is the source of this 588-nucleotide messenger RNA. The record is from the annotation of a GenBank genome assembly. Lineage: Eukaryota; Metazoa; Arthropoda; Insecta; Lepidoptera; Pieridae.
AUGGCUGCAGAGGCCGUAAUUGCGUUCGCGGAACCGCACCGCCUUCGCGCUGCGAACACAAAAACCGAGCCAAUUACCCCCGGUGCGGGACCCUUCGAGGGGACACGCCCAGCGCGGUCGCCCCUGGGUUGCCAGGCUUCAACAUCACGACAACAUGAGAUACCAAGUGGAAAAGCAAUGUCUCCAAUAGUGCCGAUAGCACAAACUCGAGCAAUCUCUACAAUGAUGUGUCGACGGCUCGCUUACCUUGUAAUGUACGUUCUCGGCUCGCGAGGAAUCUGUUACCCCGUACCUGAUAGGGUUACGUCACAGCCGCCUCUGUACCAGUGGAGAUGGUGCGGUGGGCGUGGCUACGUUCUCCGCCCACUAUUCCACUCACAGAGGCAAACGGUGAGCGGACUAAAUCGGGCCGGCCUCUCGCCUCCGGCCAAUAAAUCGCGCGAGGAAUCUCUCUUCCCGCCACACUUGCUCGUCUUCUUGUGUUCGUUGCCAUCGGAGCGAUGGAUUCGUUCGGCUUCUCACAUUCCGAUGUGCAAGACGCGAGUCUUAUGGGAACUCACAGAGAGACUAGAGUAUAAUAAGCAAUAG